Phyllostomus discolor (pale spear-nosed bat) is the source of this 3292-nucleotide messenger RNA. RefSeq names its product potassium inwardly rectifying channel subfamily J member 15 (gene KCNJ15). Lineage: Eukaryota; Metazoa; Chordata; Mammalia; Chiroptera; Phyllostomidae. Gene Ontology annotation, cellular component: plasma membrane. Gene Ontology annotation, molecular function: inward rectifier potassium channel activity. The transcript has 3 exons. The coding region runs from base 249 to 1469 and encodes 406 amino acids. The record is from RefSeq and is a predicted model, not a curated record. Gene Ontology annotation, biological process: potassium ion import across plasma membrane; regulation of monoatomic ion transmembrane transport.
CCGCCCAGUCCCUUCCAACCUCCUUCUCUCUCUCUCCAGUUCCUUCAGGUAAUCCUACUCAAACUUGUACCAACUCGUUUUUGACUGACAGGGAACAGUGAGAGCGUCUCCUUCCUUCUGAGGGAACCCAAACACCUAUCUCUCCCAGGGCGACCUGCAGGGACGGCUCCUUCCUUUGCCCGGCCAGAAGCGCACCUCCAGCCAGGAGCCAGCCUCCUCGCCAGGCAGGCAGGCGACAGCAGAGUCCCAUGGUAGCCAGGUGGCUGAAGGGGAGCCGGGACCGUCUGCCUGCCUUGAAGAAGACGGCUUCUGACCUGCUGAGUGGUCCCAAGAGCCUGCCGAUGGACCCGAUGCACCUCAGCAUGUCCAGUGCUGCCCUGGUAAAGCACACGGCUGGACCUGGACUCAAGUCCCACAGACCUCGGGUCAUGUCCAAGAGCGGACACAGCAAUGUGCGCAUCGACAAAGUGGACGGCAUCUACUUGCUCUACCUUCAGGACCUGUGGACGACCGUGAUCGACAUGAAGUGGAGGUACAAGCUCACCCUGUUCGCUGCCACGUUUGUGAUGACCUGGUUCCUUUUUGGAGUGGUGUACUACGCCAUCGCGUUCAUUCAUGGGGACUUAGAGGCGAGGGAGCCCGUCGCAAACCGCACCCCCUGCAUCAUGAAGGUGGACUCGCUCACGGGGGCAUUUCUCUUCUCCCUGGAGUCACAGACGACCAUAGGCUACGGCGUCCGCUCCAUCACGGAGGAGUGCCCUCAUGCCAUUUUCCUGCUGGUGGCGCAGCUGGUCAUCACGACCCUGAUAGAGAUCUUCAUCACAGGCACCUUCCUGGCCAAAAUCGCCAGACCCAAGAAGCGGGCCGAGACCAUCAAGUUCAGCCACUGCGCUGUCAUCACCAAGCAGAAUGGGAAGCUGUGCUUGGUGAUCCAGGUGGCCAACAUGCGGAAGAGCCUCCUCAUUCAGUGCCAGCUCUCGGGCAAGCUCCUGCAGACCCACGUCACCAAGGAGGGGGAGCGGAUCCUCCUCAACCAGGCCACCGUCAAGUUCCACGUGGACUCCUCCUCAGAGAGCCCCUUCCUCAUUCUGCCCUUGACGUUCUACCACGUGCUGGAUGAGACCAGCCCCCUGAGGGACCUCACCCCCCAGAACCUGAAGGAAAAGGACUUCGAGCUCGUGGUGCUCCUCAAUGCCACCGUGGAGUCCACCAGCGCCGUCUGCCAGAGCCGCACGUCCUACGUCCCCGAGGAGAUCUUCUGGGGCUUCGAGUUCGUGCCCGUGGUCUCUCUGUCCAAAAACGGGAAGUACGUGGCCGACUUCAGUCAGUUCGAGCAGAUCCGGAGGAGCGCCGAUUGCACGUUCUACUGCGCAGACUCGGAGAAGCAGAAGCUGGAGGAGAAGUACAGGCAGGAGGAUCAGCGGGAAAGAGAACUGAGAACGCUUUUGCUGCAACAGAGCAAUGUCUAAGGGUGGGGCGCCCCGGCCUGGGUUUCGCCCUGCCGCGGGCUCCGCACCCGAGCUCCCUUCCGACAAAAACGCGUGGGUGCACUCUAAAAAAACACCCAACCGUGCAGACGUGCAAAAUCUAUCUUUUCCUUUGAUCCGGUGGCUAAGCAAGAGUCUCCGCCUUUAAGAGGGUUCCUUGUUUAAAUGCUUUUUGUCUGAAACGAACUCCCAAAAUCCCACUUUUCUAAAAUGGGGCUACAUUUCGAGGACCUUGGUGUAUGGCAAUUGCAAAAGGGUCCUGCUGGGUGGCCAGAGACAUUCAGCAGUGCUGAUCGUGAAUGGCAAUGCUUUUCUGCAUGAGGAUAGCAGCUGUGAUAUAAGGUAUUUAUUCAACCCAACUGUCGAAGACAUUAUGGCCGAGACUUGAAAUGGGGUUCACUACUCACUUAUAUCAUUGCUUUAAAACACUCUUUGUUUUCCCUCAGGCAGAGAAAAUGUUAUAUAGACUGGAGGCUGUCUGGUAAUAGAGAAAAUGGAGCAGGGGGAUUCUGUACCACAAAAUAUAACAAUGCCAUUGUUACCUUUUUUCCAGUGGGUUCAAUUGUGUUGCGUAAAAUCCAUCAACCAGGAGUUGAGGGGCAUGGAGGCAGAUGCAAAUGGACCUGAGGCUAUUGGCUCACUCGUUUUCUGUUGGAACAUGCCCCUUCUGUCCAAAAUGCGGACCACAGACCAGCAGCGUCAAGCCCCAUCUGGGGGCUUAUUAGUAACAUAGAUGCCCAGGCCCCACCCAACUUAGAGAAUCAGAGUUUGUAUCUUAAUAAGACCCCCAAGUGACUUGUGCACCAAUGAGUUUGGGAAGCUCCUCUGUGGGCAGUGGGUUCAAGGAACCUUCUGAAUCCGUGGGACUGUGUGGGUCCCAGGUCCACGCGGCCCCCAGACCUGCCCUUCCUUCGGUUCAUUCUUAGGGACCACACUUCCUUUCAGCCACUUCUUUCCUUAUCUGUUAAAAUGCCUUGUCCCCACAGGAAGUGCCACUGACAUUCUGGGAGCAAAAUAAAACUCUUGCAAGUAACGGCUGUCUCAUCCAUGCUAAGUAUUGUACAGGGUUGUGGAGAGCAGUGAGAACGAAAGGAAAAUUAAGCUGGGUAAGGGCCAGAAAUCUGCUCAGAGGCUGAAAUCUAGAAAGUUGAAUGGUCCCGCAAGAACAGGAGUGGCGGGGAUAAUUCAUACACAGAUGGGUCCGGGAAGCACAGACAAAACCUGACCAUCGGAUAACACAUCAAGGAUGUCCUCAGUGUCUAAACAAAUCUUGAGCAACUCAGUGUUAUGGAGUAACACUUUGCCUUUGGCAGAACUUAGGGACCAGGCACCCUGCCUUUCUUUGGUGCAGAGGAUAGAUGGGCUAAGAUUGGCUAAAUGUACAAAAGGUGAAUUCUCAUUUCAUUCAAAAUGGGAUGGAUUUGUAUGUUCACUCAAGAAGCAUGGGACUGUGUGUAGGUGCUACAUGGACAUGCAUGUGAGCCCACAUGUGUACACACGGGCAUGCACAUACACACAGGGACUCACACACAGGCUCUUGAAGCACAAUUGUGGAAAUUGUGGGACUCCUCUAGGCUUGGGGACACCGGGACUCGGAGGACGCAGGGGGGCAGUCUGGAUUCAGACUGUCGGUGAUUGAUAAUGUAAACCACUGGCCAGUCUGGCCGUCUCUUGGUGCCGCCUCAUUUUCAAAGGUCCUUCAUCAAACCGACAAACAGAAAAUGUGGCCAACGCCUCUGAGAGGGACUGCCCAUCGCACAGAGGGGUCUGCAGCUGGAGGGGCUUGGAGAGCGUUCUCAGUGCAC